CUCAUCAUGGUCACCGUCCCGUACCGCAACUCAGCCGCAGGCGCUUCAGCUCACCUAAAACGCGACAUUGAGGCUCGAAUAGCGGCCCUUGAUGUGACAAUAACCGAGACACAGUCCACACUGAGUGCUCUACAGCUUCAGCGCGUUGCGUUGGUGUCUGAACUUGACCAACUGCGGGGUUCCUGGGCACCCAUCCAUACCCUCCCCCCAGAAGUUCUUGGAGAGAUUUUUCAGUACUUUCAGCCUUACUUUUCGGCGUCACUACUGAUAGAUACAGAACCAGCACAGACAGCCCACAUCCCAUGGUUCUUGGGCCUAAUCUGUCGCUCGUGGAGACAAGUUGCGAUAAAUCUUCGUGGGCUAUGGUCUGUGCUCUGCAUUGACGACUUGCCUCGACGCAUGACGAAUGGGGGCUACUACCAUUACGACCUAGCGUAUCUCCCGAAUGAUGAUUUGGAGGUUGAACUUCAGCGAUUACCCCAAGACGCAGUCCUGACGGAGGAGGAUGUUGAAGGAUUCGACAUUGAAUGGAAGGUUGAGCGUGUGAAGACGUGUCUCGAACGCGCCAGAACCCAUGGUCUCUCCCUCCGCUUACACACCAUACAGACCGUCGCCUCGGAUCUCAUUCUGCAGCUACUUCUUCAGCGCUCCCGUCAUUGGGAGCAAGUUAUUCUCGUUGAAACUUGUCCCGCCAUUUGUUACCAGAUAGAAAGCUCAGGACAACACUUUCCCCGACUACGAUACUUGACAUUCGAAAAUCAGUGGCACAGUACCGAAUUAUAUUCUCCCAUUAUGGAUUCAUUCUUGCAUGCUCAAGCGUCGCCUCGUUUGACUGAACUUCGUCUUGCCAAUCUCCACAUACCGCUAGAAAAAGGCGUAGUUCCAAUUCGGUGGUCAGCUCUUAAAAAAUAUAGCGAAGUCAGUUGCCUUGUUUCACCCAGUUACCGGACCGUCGUCUUACAGCAGCUCGUCAAUCUUGUUUCCUUGUCCGUUAAGACAACUUCGACCUUCAUGUGGACCGAACAUAUACUAUUUCCCAAUCUUCGCCACGCCUCGUUCGCCUUGGAGAGGUGCAGUGGAUACCGUGCCGUCAAAGGCCCUUUCACUUUAGAGAUGCCCAACUUGGAAGACUUCUCGAUUCUGGCUAUGUGUCUGGGCACGUUGAGCGGCUGCCUACCGCGUAGCUCGCCGCAUCUGCGCAAGCUCUCCGUUUCCUUGAUGAGCGUUGAUUCUCACCAGGGGGCUGCAGAGGAAGUGUUGCUCUUUUCCCAAAAUUGGAGGAUGUUUCUUUGUGGGGAUCAAAUUACCUGA
Molecule: messenger RNA, 1311 nt
Organism: Mycena indigotica
Lineage: Eukaryota; Fungi; Basidiomycota; Agaricomycetes; Agaricales; Mycenaceae
Exons: 1
Coding region: 7-1311 (434 amino acids)
Source: RefSeq, a predicted model, not a curated record